UUGAAGAAAGGCAACAAAAGAAUGCACGCCGAAGAGCACGGCGGCAGAGUUUACCACCGGAGCAGAGGCAAGCAUUGCUGAAUCAUGUAAAGGAAAAUUACACUGCUAGGAGAGCCACUCCAUGUGCUGAAUCCAUCGCAAUGCAAUGCCCUGAGUUAGGUGCUUCACCCUUGAUCAAUCCAUUAUGUAGCAUACCGGCAUCAGCAGUUUUAAAUGGUGGGUAAGAAAUGAUCCCUAUUGUAAAUGUGGACACCAUCGCCGAGCCCGGUGCUUCAGCAUUGGCCAUCUCAUCAUCAAGCAUACCAACAUAUGCUGUUGAAAAUGAUGCUCUGGGAACCCUCCUUGACGAUGUGAUGGAUGAGGACAUAAUACCCAAGCCGGGUGCUUCACUGGUGGUCAACCCAUCCAUGCCACCAUUCACCAUUGGAACAGAUGAUGGUCGAGAUAACUUUCUCAAGGAUGGCAUGCAUGAGGACAGAAUCCCCGAAGAGGACAUGGAUGAGGAGUACUACUUGUUUGCCGGGGAAGGUGGGGACAACUGUGAGAUGUUAGAAACAGUGGACCUAGCAGAUGCCUCCGUUGUCGGUUCUAAUGUCCUCGAUCCUUUUGAACAUGUUUACUCAAAUAUCCCUGAUAGCACACACAUGUUAAAGCCCGUGGCAGAUUGCAACCAUUGUGGCGCAAAAAGGUUUGAGUAUGAGCCAAAGUCCUUUUGUUGCCGGGGUGGAAAGAUUAGGUUGAUGUUCUCCGAGCCUCCCCCAGAACUCCGGAGGCUCUGGUCGAGCCCAGAUGCUGACGCGAAACAUUUUCGAGAUAACAUUAGGUUCUUCAAUGGGCAUUUUUCGUUCACCACCCUUGGCGUAAGCCUUGAUAGCAGAUAUACCAACAUGAGGUCAGGGGUAUACACAUUUCGAGCACAUGGGCAAAUUUAUCACAACAUACAUUCAUUCGGUCCUAGCGAGUCAUGUCUCGGCCAUUUACAGCUAUACUUUUACGACGACGAUCCUAGCCUCAAACAUCGGUUUCGACACUCCCCUGGCCUUGACCAGGAGGUCAUUAGAAGGUUGGUUAACAUCCUCAGGGACAAUCCCUACUCUCAAACUUUUAGAAGUCUCGGCCAAGCUGCGGACCUUGAGGAAUUUCGUAUCUCUCUAAACACAGACCCAAGGAUGGACCAACGAACAUAUAACGUGCCAUUGUCUUCAGAGGUAGCUGCUGUGUGGGUCGAGGGAAAUGACCUUAUCAAAAAGUUCGACCGUAGUAUUGUCCUAUAUGGGAAUAACAAUGAAAAAUAUGGUAUAAAGCCAUAUUAUGGAUGCUAUGACCCCUUGUCAUACCCUCUGUUUUUUCCCAGGGGAGAGCUCGGUUGGCAUGCCCAAAUUCCAAAGGAGGGUGUGUCCUUGGAUGAGGUGCUCCGGUCCCAUGAUAAUGAAAAUGAGGACCCAGGUUAGGCUUCUAGACCAUUGUUGCUCUUUUCAUUUUAUUGGCUAUAAAUUAUAUCGCUUAACAUUAUUUUGUCCCUACCUUCCAAUAGAUGUUAAUACCCGGUUGUGCGUCUCUGUUAGAGACUACUACUGUUAUAAAGUCCAGAUGCGUCGUGGGAUAUUCAAUCCCAUAUUAUAUGGCAAGCGCCUUUUCCAACAGUAUGUUGUUGACAUGUACAUGAAGGUGGAGGGUGCAAGACUAGACUACAUCCGAGGUCACCAGAAGGAGAUACGUGCCGAUCUUUACAAAGGUGUUGUUGAUAGCAUAAAUGCUGGGGAAAGCCGUGCGGAUGCGGUAGGAAAAAUAACGGUACUCCCGGCACAAUUCAUCGGGGGAAAGCGAGAUUUUAAGCGAAGGUUCAUGGACGCUAUGGCCCUGGUUCAGAAGUAUGGGAAGCCCGACAUCUUCCUAACGAUGACCUGCAAUCCCAAUUGGGAAGAGAUAACUCGUGAGCUUGAACCUGGACAGACCCCCCAAGAUCGUCCUGAUCUCAUCGUUCGGGUCUUUCGAGCCAAGCUUGAGGACCUAAAGAAGCAACUAUUUAAAAAGCACAUCCUUGGCAAAGUGAUUGCUUAUGUUUAUGUUGUUGAAUUCCAAAAGAGAGGACUUCCACAUGCUCACUUCCUCCUAAUCAUGGAGUCUCGUUACAAGCUCUUAGUCCCAGAGCAGUAUGACCGUCUCAUCUCGGCUGAGCUCCCAGACAAGCAAAAGUAUCCAGAGCUAUACACAAUGGUUGUCAAACACAUGAUGCAUGGGCCGUGCGGGGUUCUAAAUCCCAAGAAUGUGUGCAUGCAAGAUGGAAUUUGUAAGAACCGAUAUCCACGUCCAUUUAACCCGACAACCGUCCAGGGAAGGGACACAUACCCUGUGUACCGGAGGCGCAACGAUGGUCGUCGGGCUCAGGUUCGGGGGAGGAUGUUGGACAGCAGAUGGGUAGUGCCGUACAACCCUUACCUUCUAAGGAGAUACAAC
Messenger RNA from Lolium rigidum, 2457 nucleotides. RefSeq lists its product as uncharacterized. The record is from RefSeq and is a predicted model, not a curated record. The transcript is spliced from 5 exons. The coding region runs from base 228 to 1451 and encodes 407 amino acids. NCBI's taxonomy places the organism in Eukaryota, Viridiplantae, Streptophyta, Magnoliopsida, Poales, Poaceae.